UGGCGGAUCUGCCCACCACUGUGCGCUUGUCGCACGUCCUUUCUUCGCUCCGUUCUGUGAACUUUGAGUGAGCUUGACAUCCGAAGCCUUGCACCAUGGCAGACCCAAGCGUUGGCAAGCCAGAGGGUGGUGUGCACCAUAACGACAUCAAUGAAGCUCGCCGUUCGUCAGUCGCGAGUGUCAAUCUGAACAAAAACAUCGAUGCGAAGGUGUCCAAUCCUUUGGUUGGCGUUCCCCAUGAGACGCUGAUGCGCGAUGUAGAAGACUUUGCACGUGAACACGACUUAGAAGAUAUUGUCGAUCAUCUCAAAAAGGGCGCUCUAGUCGCUCAAGAUCCCAAUGGGUACGACAAUAUCGCGAUGCUGGUUGAAGAAGAUAGGCAGCAUCUUCGAUUUGAGCAAGAGCACAAGUGGAAGCAUCCCUUCCAGCUGUACGUUACGAUCAUUGUAUGCUCCAUCGGUGCUGCAGUACAGGGUUGGGAUCAGACUGGAUCCAACGGAGCUAAUCUUUCGUUCCCGGUCGAGUUCGGUAUCGGCGAAGGCGACACAGAAGGCAGUCCCAACCGUUGGACUCACAACCUGCUUGUUGGCCUCGUCAAUGCUGGCCCAUACAUAGGAAGCGCGUUCAUCGGCUGCUGGGUCAGUGACCCUUGCAACUACUAUUUCGGCCGUCGUGGAACUAUCUUUAUCUCCGCUGUCUUCUGUGUGCUCACUCCCAUUGGUGGAGCACUUGCACAAACCUGGGAACAGUUACUCAUCACUCGUAUACUCAUGGGUAUUGGUAUGGGACUGAAAGGAUCAACAGUGCCUAUCUUUGCUGCUGAGAAUUCUCCCGCCCGGAUUCGAGGAGCCCUUGUUAUGAGUUGGCAAAUGUGGACUGCAUUUGGCAUCUUCUUGGGCUACUGUGCCAACCUGGCCGUGUAUCGGGUGCCUGUGAUCGCAUGGCGACUUCAGAUAGGCUCAGCUUUCAUUCCAGCGGUGCCAUUGACCAUAGGAAUCUUCUUCUGUCCAGAGUCGCCUAGAUGGUUGAUCAAGAAGAACCGCUAUCGCAAAGCUUGGGAAUCGCUACUGCGGCUCCGGUUCAGCCCUGUGCAAGCAGCCCGUGAUCUCUACUACAUCCAUGCUCAGCUCCAAGUCGAGGCCCAGAUCAUUGGCAAGUCAAACUACUUCCAGCGCUGCAUUGAGCUUUUCACAAUUCCUCGAGUCCGUCGUGCGACUCUGGCCUCAUUCGUCGUCAUGAUUGCACAGCAGAUGUGCGGAAUCAACAUCAUCGCCUUCUACUCCAGCACCAUCUUCAGACAAGCAGGUGCCUCAGAGCGUGAAGCACUCAUCGCCUCAUUUGGGUUCGGACUCGUCAAUUUCGUCUUCGCCUGGCCCGCCAUCUGGACUAUCGACACAUUUGGACGUCGGAGCCUGCUUCUCUUCACAUUCCCACAGAUGGCAUGGUCACUGCUAGCAACUGGACUCUGCUUCCUGAUCCCGCAGAGCAGCCCAGCCCACCUCGGCCUCAUUGCUAUGUUCAUCUACAUCUUUGCCGCAUUCUACUCGCCGGGCGAGGGGCCCGUACCGUUCACAUACAGCGCAGAAUGUUUCCCUCUGACCCAUCGCGAAGUCGGCAUGGGAUGGGCGGUCGCAACGUGCCUCUUCUGGGCUGCCGUUCUCUCUAUUACCUUCCCACUCAUGCUAUACGCCCUCACACCACUCGGUGCGAUUUGCUUCUACGCCGGCCUGAACAUUGUCGCAUUCUGCAUGAUCUUCCUAUGGCUACCGGAGACCAAGCAACGAACGCUCGAGGAGCUGGACUACAUUUUCGGUGUGCCCACGCGCAGGUUUAUCGCAUACAACUUCCGCGUUGCACUACCUUGGUGGUGGAAGCGCUGGGUCUUGUUCGAUAAGUCUGCCACGCUGGCGCCGCUGUACACGUUUGAUGGGGUUGAGGGCCACUAUCAGACGGGAUACAGCGUUGAGACAAGGAGGGAGACGAGUAUCGAGAAGCCAGAGACCAUAGCGCGGGAAUUGUGAUGUUGAUACGCGUAACAGGGAUUUGAGAUUGUAGAAAGAUGUCACCAAGGAGCAUUUUGGCUUAUAUUGGCCAUGCGACAUUGGUGUUUAGUGAUGAGGUGGUCAGGUUAGGUCAGGGAUUCUGAUAAGUCUGCUCUACACCGAUACAACUAAGUUAGAGACCAUGAGCUAUCAUGCUCUUUUGUUUGGAAUUCAUACUAUUGGCAACGCAACAAGUCACUUCACAACAUGCGAACAGUAGUAUCAG
Molecule: messenger RNA, 2268 nt
Organism: Boeremia exigua
Lineage: Eukaryota; Fungi; Ascomycota; Dothideomycetes; Pleosporales; Didymellaceae
Exons: 10
Coding region: 96-2021 (641 amino acids)
Biological process (GO): transmembrane transport
Cellular component (GO): membrane
Molecular function (GO): myo-inositol:proton symporter activity
Source: RefSeq, a predicted model, not a curated record